Coregonus clupeaformis (lake whitefish) is the source of this 3805-nucleotide messenger RNA. RefSeq names its product AN1-type zinc finger protein 4-like. The transcript is spliced from 11 exons. NCBI's taxonomy places the organism in Eukaryota, Metazoa, Chordata, Actinopteri, Salmoniformes, Salmonidae. Bases 771 to 3032 code for a protein of 753 amino acids. The record is from RefSeq and is a predicted model, not a curated record. Gene Ontology annotation, molecular function: zinc ion binding; protein binding.
GUGAGUGUUACUGGGCAUUAGUCAUUGUGGCAUGAAGCCUUAGAGUUUAUGAUUGCUUAAAGAGAACUUGUACACUUUUUUAUCUACUUAUUCAAAUGUUGAGAGCCAACCGUUAGCAUUAUUCCAUGAAAGGUUAGUAUGUUAGGCUAUCAGUUUCUUUGUCCCCUCGAAGCCGGUGUUCUUUUUCUAGCAGAAAGGGUCAGUCUCUGUGACCAAACAACAUUUGUCCCGUCUCUGUCUACUCCUCAUUGGUUCACCUAGACUUUUCUCGAGAGAACACGUUGCGUCAUAGGAUGCCUUUGUUGUCAAUCAAGAGAGUCACAAUGAGCUGGUCCAGGAGCCUCCUGUUUUUUUGACAGGUGAGAUGAGUAGAGUUCACGAAAACCUAUCACAGUUCAUGGGCAAUAAGGAUAGCUUUCGGCUGUCCUUUUUAUUUUUUAAACAUGAAGACAAGCAGACCCUUUGAAUGAUCUAAUCUAGAAUGUCGAAUCUGAAGAGGAGAGUAGGCGUAGCUGCUUGCUAGCCAGCCAUCGACCCAAGCAAGCUAGCUAAAAGACGGAGUGUUUGUAGUCUUGGGACGCCAGCCAGUUGUUCAUCGCCGGUGUACUCUUGCCAGCUAGUCUUGGGAUGCUGUUACGCUUGGGGCUUCCUGCAUGAUGUGUUACCGUGGUGACAACGGAGAACACCCACACCCAUCCCCCUCUCCCUUCUCCUGGGCCGCCGCCCCUCCCACGCCCCCCUCCCCCUAAAGCAGUCCUGACCUCACCAAGAUGGACAGGAAGGAGCCGCCUAUCUAUAACGACGACAGUGUGGGGACCUUUCAGUACAAGUUGCCGUUCUACGAGACCAUGGAGCUGUUCAUCGAAACUUUGACGGGGACCUGUUUCGAGCUGCGCGUCUCGCCCAUCGAGACAGUCAUCUCUGUCAAGGCCAAGAUCCAGAGGCUGGAAGGUAUCCCUGUUGCCCAGCAACACCUGAUCUGGAACAACUUGGAGCUGGAGGAUGAGUACUGUCUGCAUGAUUACAGUAUUGCUGAGGGCUGUACUCUGAAGCUGGUGCUAGCCAUGAGAGGAGGACCCAUCAACACCAGGAGAGUGCCUGUUGAGGACCCAGUGAAGGAGAUCGCUGAGAGAAUGGAGGAGGGCUGGGAGAAGAGUCUGCCUAGCAACAAGCAGGUCACCUUCCUGGUGUACCGAGAGGGAGACCAGCUCAACUUCUUCCGGGUCGUCGACCGGGGGGACGGAACUCUGACCCCUGUCUCAGAAUCACUCAGUGGUGGCUCGGUGUACAACAUGUACGAGGAGGAGGAGGAGGAGGAGGAGACGGUGGGCUUGGCUUUGGGACAGCCGUCCCUGGAGAACUCCAUCACCAUGAACAAGAUGAAACUGCUCAAAGCCAAGAUGGAGGACAUGAACAUCAACAAGAAGCCUAAGAAGUCUGCUGAGUUGAAACCUCUGUCACCCGUCGUUCCCCGGCCCUGCCGCAACUUUCUGGGGCCACCCCGACACCCCCGCCUCUUCAAUAUCCUGCCCCAGAUCAACCAAUCCCACCACUCCGCCUCACACUUACCUCCAAUCAGGGACCAGGGAUCCGCAACUCCCUCCCUUCCCGUUGCUGCUACCUCCGCCACCCACCCGUCAAUCAGCGGCCAGGCGCCGCCCUAUUUCUCCUCCUCGUCCUGUUACAUGCUCCAGGAGGAGGAGCCAUGGGAGACCAGCCCCAAGUCGAUCCGGCCCCCUCCCAAAGUUUCCCGGUUGGACAUCGGCAGCACCAGGCUCAUGAGGGACUGUGUGUACCCGCAGCUCCCCGCACUCCCCAGCAGGGGGCAAGCUGAGGGGGCAGUGGAGCUGCCCGACCCCAGAGGAGAGGCACUGGGGCUGGAGUUGCUGGAGGAGGUUGCAGGCCUGCUGGAGCCCACACCGCCUGGAGCUCUGUACGGAGACCUGCUCACUGACCCCCUCAUCCUGGACAUCUCUACCCAGCCAGAGGAGGGUUUGGGUGGGUUGAAUGGGCUAGGAGCCCUGGAGGUUGGCGCAGAGCACCAGCACCAGCUCCCCUCCACCCCCUCUCUGCUCUCACAAGCUGAGGGGAUGAACUCUUUAAACAACUGGGCGAUGAGUGGUUCUGAUAGGUUAGCCAGCAAAGGUGAGAGGACACAGUUACUAGGUAACACCCUUCAUCAUAUACCCGACUCUCCUUCCCCCUCCCCCUCCUCAUCCUCCCCCUCUAGUAGACGGAGACUACCACAACCCUUUGAGUUCACAGGCUCAGCAACGUCAACCAUACGACCCAAUCCCCCCUCCUCCUCCCGCCCCACCACUCUCCUCUCCCCUGCUCCAACUCUCCCCUCCGUCUCUCUUCCACGUGGCUCUCUUCUGCGAGGCAUCAAGGUGGACUCCUCAGGCAAGCGGCCGGAGAUGAUGAGUAAAAGUGAGGCACGGGGCGUCACCAAGCUGACCAACCAGGCCUGUAAGAACCCUCUCGGGUCCCUCGGCAACACAGAGCUCCUGGCCUCCUUGUCCUCUUCCUCCAGGACUCCAGGUGGCAGCAGCAGCAGGGAAGGCCUGGGACAGAGCCUGGGACUCGGUUUGGGGCUGCCCGCUGUUGGGGCCGGGCUGGGCAGGCUAGGCUCCAUGGCCCCCUCCCUCCAAGCCAACAUCCAGCUGCUCCAGGAGGACCUGAUCCGACGAAUGUCCCCACUACAGAGAGCGACUGCCUCUUACAUGGCACCCAACAGCAUAGGAUCAGCUGGAGGCUCCAGUUCAAUAAGGAGACUAGGCCCCCCUGCAUAUCACCUGCCUCCAGUCAAGGUCCCGCUGGCCAAUAAGAAGAAGGAAUCUAAACACUGCUUCCUCUGUGGCAAGAAGACUGGUCUGGCCACCAGCUACGAGUGCAGGUGUGGUAACAACUUCUGCGCCACCCACCGCUACGCAGAGACCCACGACUGCACGUACAACUACAAGAGCGCCGGACGCCGCUUCCUCCAGGAAACCAACCCCAUCGUCAACGCUCCCAAGCUGCCCAAGAUCUGAGCCCCUCCCCCUGUCCCCCCUCUAUCCCUGCACUCCUCUUUCCUCUUUUGGGAUGGAGGGAUGAAAGGAAAAUUAAAUAACGGAAAGAAAGAAGGGAUUUGAUCACCACUGUGUGCUUUUUAACGACGGCAAAACGGCAAGUGUGAACAGAACGGAGACCACCGAAUAUGAACUUUAGUAGCUAGCUAUCACCUCCGCUCCGGACAAUGUGAACGAACUGUUGAUCCGCUUUUACUCAUAAACCUUGAUAUUUUUCCAGAGCAGAAAAGUAUUGCAUGUACAUUUGUAGUUUUUAAAGCAAAAUGUGUGUUGUGUAUUUCACGUUUUAACAGAACAGAAGUGCACGACUCCAAGCGUAUGUUAUAUCCUGAUAUCUUCUGCUUUGUUUCUUUGUUUAUCAGAUUGUUUCUAAAAAUAGGACUGCAGAUCACUUUUUCAUGCGACAAGUCUUUGAGAGAUGCACUUUAGAAUUAUCAUAUUUAUAUACACCAAUGCUUGACUUUGACAUUUUUUAGAGGGAAGGCUCUUCUGUGUUUCUUUUGUAAUUAAGGGGUUUUAUGUUGUCUUACUGUCUAUCAUAAUGUUUUUAUAUCCAGUACCCAUCUCUCCUUUCCCCCUCUCCUAUGGGCACAUACAUACUGGCAUCACUCUUACAACACGUAUUUUACUAAAGGGUCUAACACUUCCCGUUGAUGAGAAACUACACUGAACAAAAAUAUAAACGCAACAUGUAAAGUGUUGGUCCCAUGUUUCAUGAGCUGAAAUAAAAGAUC